AGCUUCAUUUGUUUUAAUAAAGAAAGAGAAGAAAAACAGUGAUUUCAUCUGGCAAAUUCUGUACCGCUUGAUACAUCCAACGGUGAAAAACUGGGAAAGUUACAUGCCUUUCCCGGAAUAAAGUUAGAGAAUAGGGAUCCCAUUUUUCCUUGUUAAAAUUGCCCUAAAACAAGCUACAGUUAAAAGCAGAAAACGAAGGUGGACAGACUGAACGAACGCCGUAGCACAGGUUGCACACAACCAUGGAUUCCGAGUUUCCUAACAAAGCAUUAACCACCACUCGUUUUUCCGACCUCAAACCUCCACUUUCCGAUCCCGUUCUUCAAGCUCUCACACAUUCCGGCUUCGAUUUCUGCACUCCCGUUCAAGCCGCCACCAUUCCUUUACUCUGUAGCUUCAAAGACGUCGCCGUCGACGCCGCCACUGGUUCAGGAAAAACCCUAGCUUUCGUCAUUCCACUAGUCGAAAUUCUUCGCCGCAACUCUUCCAAUCCCAAACCUCACCAGGUAUUGGGAAUAAUUAUAUCUCCUACAAGGGAACUAGCAUCCCAAAUAUAUCAUGUUGCACAACCUUUUAUUUCAAGUUUAACUAAUGUUACAUCGAUGCUACUCGUCGGCGGAGUAGAAGUAAAAACUGAUAUGAAGAAAAUUGAAGAAGAAGGAGCUAACAUAUUGAUCGCCACGCCUGGUCGAUUACAUGACAUAAUGAAUAGGAUGGAUGUUAUGGAUUUCAAAAGCUUUGAGAUUUUGAUUUUGGAUGAGGCUGAUAGACUAUUGGAUAUGGGAUUCCAGAAGCAAAUAAAUGCUAUCAUAACUCAGUUGCCUAAGCUUCGGAGAACUGGCUUAUUCUCUGCUACUCAAACUCAGGCUGUGGAAGAGCUUGCCAAAGCAGGAUUGAGGAACCCUGUUAGGGUUGAAGUUCGAGCUGAAACAAAAAGAUUGAAUGAUUCUGCUGCAUCAAAGCAACUAGAAUCUUCAAAGAUACCUUCAGGUCUUCACAUUGAGUACAUGGAAUGUGAGGCGGAUAAGAAACCAUCGCAGCUGGUAGAUUUCCUUGUUAAGAACCGCUCGAAAAAAAUUAUAAUAUAUUAUAUGACUUGUGCUUGUGUUGACUAUUGGGGAGUUGUUCUUCCUCGUCUUUCUGUUUUGAAAGGCUUCUCCUUGAUCCCCCUUCAUGGAAAGAUGAAGCAGUCUGUCAGGGAGAAGGCACUAACUUCUUUUACAUCCCUUUCAAAUGGAAUUCUUCUGUGUACGGAUGUUGCAGCACGUGGACUAGACAUACCUGGUGUAGACUGUAUAGUGCAGUAUGAUCCUCCUCAAGACCCAAAUGUUUUCGUACAUAGGUCUGGUCGAACUGCUCGGCUGGGUAAACAAGGGCAUGCUGUGGUCUUCUUAUUACCAAAGGAGGAAUCUUAUGUAGAAUUCUUGCGUAUAAGAGGAGUUCCUCUUCAAGAGAGAAUGUGCUCCGACAAUGCACCUGAUGUUGUACCUGAGAUUCGUUCUGCGGCAACAAAAGAUCGUGAUGUCAUGGAGAAGGGAGUCAGGGCUUUUGUUUCUUACAUUCGUGCUUAUAAAGAGCAUCACUGCUCUUAUAUUUUCAGGUGGAAAGAACUUGAAAUUGGCAAAUUAGCCACGGGACAUGGCUUAUUGCAACUUCCUUUAGUGCCGGAGGUAAAACGCCACACACUAUCCACUGAGGGAUUUGAACCGGUUAAAGAUAUCAAUUUCGAGGACAUUAAGUUCAGGGAUAAAUCAAGGGAGAAACAACGGAAGAAAAACCUGCUGGUAAAGAAAGAAGCCAAAGAGAAAGAGCCAAAACCUAAAAAACCAAAGAAAACCCCAAUUGUGCCUACUGCCAUGAGGAAGAAAACAGCCAAACAGAGACGUGCUCAGCAGACAGUUGAAGAUGAGGAAGAGUUGACGCAAGAAUACCGCUUGUUGAAGAAAUUGAAGAAAGGGACCAUAGAUGAGAAUGAAUAUGCCAAGUUGACAGGCACUGAGGAUUUACUUUGAAAGCAAAGUUUGCCCAUCUGAUUACACAUUGUUGAAUGGGCUAGCAAAUUACAGCAUCCUUUGAUGCCACAUGAUUCUAUUGACAUCCUCUUAAGAUCUGGCAUAUAUACGUCUUUCUCUGGUGAUAGAAGUUAACAGAGUUCAGCGGACCGACUUACUUUAGAGAAACCUUAUCGGCCAUGCAUGGGGUGAAUGACAUUUACAGAUUAAUGUACAUAGAAAGUGGUGACAGUGCAGAGAUUUGGAAAAGUACUAGUCCUUGGAUGAAAGAAAGAUGGGCUUUUUUAAGGUUAUGAACAUCAGGAGAUUAAUUUUAUCCAAAAUUUUGUUUGCCUGCUAUCAAGUCCUUGUAAUGUUCUUUACUUUUUUAAUUGUUCAUGUGCCUUUGUUUAGUCUGAUAAUUUGCAAGAUCAUAGAAGGUGAAUUAUGUUUUAGGUAUUUAUAAACAAAUACUAUUGGACAAUUUUGUUUUGUACUGAUUACUGAAUGUUAUUUAAUUAUGCCUCUCACCUAAAUAGAGGAAAACUUCCUUUA
Molecule: messenger RNA, 2546 nt
Organism: Trifolium pratense (red clover)
Lineage: Eukaryota; Viridiplantae; Streptophyta; Magnoliopsida; Fabales; Fabaceae
Product: DEAD-box ATP-dependent RNA helicase 18
Exons: 11
Coding region: 243-2012 (589 amino acids)
Cellular component (GO): nucleolus
Molecular function (GO): ATP binding; nucleic acid binding
Source: RefSeq, a predicted model, not a curated record